AUGCAAAUAGAACACAUAGGUGAACUUUUUACAAUUAGAGCGCUAAUUGAUCCUGGUUCUCAACGAACUUUUCUAACAGAAAGAAUUCGUAAUCGUCUUCAGCUACACUAUGAAAAAUCUCAUUUCGAAAUAAUAGGUAUUGGUGGACAAAAGCAGUCGGCAAACAAAGAAUGCGAGUUUGUUUUGUACGCCAAAAGGUAUGACUUACGAAUUCCCAUUAAAGCCAUAGUGCUACCAAAAGUAACAAAAAGACUUCCAGCGCAAACUUUUGAAAUACCUUACUCAACCGAUUUAGAUGAAUUAGAUCUUGCAGAUCCAACAUUCAACAAAUCAUCUCAGGUAGAUCUAAUUUUAGGUAAUGAUUAUGAACACUCUAUAAAUAUUGAAGGUGUUAAGAAAAAUGUUUGUGGGCAAACAUCGGCCUAUAACACUGUCUUCGGUUGGGUACUCAGUGGUCCCAUAAAAGCACAACCAAUACAGACAUUCACAACUACUGUUGUUCCGAAUGAAAACUCUGAGCUAAACUCUCUAUUAAGAAAGUUUUGGGAACAGGAAGAAAUUCCAGUAGCUCGCUCAAAAUCAGCAGAAGAUGAGUUUUGUGAAAGUUUUUACACAACAACAACUACACGUAACGAAAAUGGUAGAUACAUCGUGCGAUUACCAUUUAAACCUGAUUUUCCAGACAAAAUAUUUCUAGGAUCAUCACGAUUCAUAGCCCUAGCUCAGUAUACGAGCAUGGAAAAAUCACUAUCCAAAGAUCCCAACCUUCAAUCACAAUACAAGGCUGUUAUAAAUGAAUACAUCACUCUAGGUCAUAUGGACGAAACGUCAUUUAAUGAAAUUAACUCCCACGGUAAAUAUGGUUCAUUUUAUUUACCACAUCAUGCCGUAGUUCGCCCAGAUCACAAAACAACCAAAGUCAGAGUUGUUUUUAAUGCAUCUAGAAAAUCUAAGUCCCAAUUCUCUCUUAAUGACAUUUUAUAUACAGGUCCCACACUUCAAAACGAUUUGAUGUCCAUAAUUCUAAAUUUGAGAAAAUAUCAAUAUGUUUUUAAUGGGGACAUUCAAAAAAUGUAUCGUCAGAUACUAUUACAUACUGAUGAUAUACCCUAUCAAAGGAUUUUAUUUCAACCUCUAGAUGACGGCCCAAUUAAAGAUUACGAAUUAAAAACGGUAACUUUCGGACUACACUGUGCCCCAUAUCUCGCUAUUCGAACCCUUUUAAAACUAGCUUCUGAAUCUGCAUACCCUGAAGCAGCUUCAAUACUGCGCACAGAAACGUAUGUUGAUGACAUACUGUCAGGAGGUUAUUCAUUAGAAGAUGCUCUUUCAGCUCAAAAACAGAUUGUACUUGUAUUGAAAUCAGCUGGAUUUCCCCUAAAGAAAAUCACUGCAAAUCAUCCUAAAUUGCUUGCUCAUAUUCCAAAAGAGGAUUUAUAUGAUUCAGAUUUUCUUCGCUUCCACGAUGCAAGCUCUACCAAAACACUUGGUAUUAAGUGGAACGCGCUCUCAGACUCGUUUUCCUAUAAUAUUGAUCCAAUUGAACAAGCGACAAAAAUAUCUAAGCGUCAGAUUCUUUCAUCAGUGGCAAAAUUGUUUGAUCCAGCUGGUUGGCUCGCACCUAUUGUUAUAAGGGCAAAAACACUCAUUCAACAACUCUGGUUGGAAUGCCUAGAAUGGGAUGAAGAUGUAUCACAAGAAUCUUUACAAAAGUGGAAUGCAGUUGUUCAAGAUCUGUCUCAAGUGACAACAAUUUCAAUAUCUCGAUGGAUACAAUAUAAUCCUUCAGACAAAAUUCAACUGCAUGGGUUCUCAGAUGCUUCUAAAAUAGCUUAUUGUGCCACAAUUUAUGUGAGAUGUCAAACUAGUUCCCAAAAUACGUUCGUUAAUUUAUUAGUAGCGAAAAGUAAAGUUGCCCCUAUCAAAACGGUUUCUCUGCCACGUUUGGAACUAAGUGGCGCAGUCCUUUUAGCGAAUCUCGUCAAUUAUGUCAUUUCAUCAUUAAACCUCAAUACUGAUGAGAUUCAUUUGUGGACUGAUUCCUCGAUAACGCUAGGUUGGCUCUCAAAACCUCCUUCGACAUGGGAAACAUAUGUCGCUAACAGAAUAGCUCAAAUUCACAGAUUAGUGUCAGAUGCAAAAUGGCAUCAUGUUCCCUCUCACGACAACCCAGCAGAUCUUGGUACCCGAGGUUGCAAGCCCCAAGAUUUAGAGCACAAUUCUCUCUGGUGGAAUGGACCAUCAUGGCUUACUAAACCAGCAACAGAGUGGCCAAAAAGAAAUUGCCUCAAAACUUCGUAUAUAUCAAAAAAUGAGACCCAAUCACUACAUUCAGAAGUACAAGACAGUGAAAUUUUGAGUAGAUUCUCGUCUUAUAGCAAAGCUUUACGAGUUGUAUGCUAUAUGUUCAGAUUUUAUAAAAAUUGCAUGAAAAAUUUACGAAAAAAAACUCAACAACAGUCUUUAAUUAAUUUAACACAUGAGGAAAUGAAAUUUACGAAAUCACGUCUAAUUACACUGGCUCAAGAAACAUUUUAUCCCGAAGAAUACAAAUGUUUGCAAGCCUCUAAAAAAUUGCCAAAUAAAAGCCCCUAA
Molecule: messenger RNA, 2595 nt
Organism: Calliphora vicina (urban bluebottle blowfly)
Lineage: Eukaryota; Metazoa; Arthropoda; Insecta; Diptera; Calliphoridae
Exons: 1
Coding region: 1-2595 (864 amino acids)
Biological process (GO): proteolysis
Molecular function (GO): aspartic-type endopeptidase activity
Source: RefSeq, a predicted model, not a curated record